Molecule: messenger RNA, 1203 nt
Organism: Aspergillus novofumigatus IBT 16806
Lineage: Eukaryota; Fungi; Ascomycota; Eurotiomycetes; Eurotiales; Aspergillaceae
Exons: 1
Coding region: 47-886 (279 amino acids)
Source: RefSeq, a predicted model, not a curated record
CCUACCUAGAUGCACUCUCUAACCAACUCCUAGCGUGUGGACAUUCAUGUCGAAUUCCACCGCGUCGGACAGCGACCAUGGGCUCACAGAGGGUAUCUACACUAGCAGAGCAUGUCUUGAGUCUGUCCUUGUCUCUGUUUUCACCACUAUUGCCUCCUACAACAUCAUCGAGCUCCUGAUUCUCUGCUUUACCAGAUUCAAACGGAGGGACGUUUACUUUUGGACCUUGCUAGUUGCAACCCUUGGAAUCAUUCCCUAUAAUCUUGGCCUGAUCCUCAAACUUUCUAACGUCGUCCACAACAAUAACAUCUCAUUAACGUUUGCGAGCAUUGGAUGGUAUUGCAUGGUGACCGGCCAGUCUAUGGUGCUAUGGUCACGACUCCACCUCCUGAUUCAGAGUCAAAAGGUGCUGCAUGGUACUUUGUGCAUGAUCGUCGUCGAUGCUUUUGUACUCCAUAUCCCUACCACAGUGCUUGCCUUUGGCGCCAAUGCACCGAGCCGUCCCCGGGCAUUCGUGAAGGGGUAUGAAAUUAUGGAAAGGGUACAGUUGAUCGGAUUCUUUGCUCAGGAGGCUCUGCUAUCAGUUUUAUACAUCUGCAAAACAGUUGAGUUUCUCAAGACUCAUGUCAGAAAUCGUUACUGGGGUAUACUGCAUCAACUGCUGGUUAUCAACAUCCUUAUCAUCCUGAUGGAUGCUUCAUUCGUUGCAGUUCAGUACUCAGGGUUUUACGCAAUCCAAGUCACUCUAAAGGGCCUGGUUUAUAGCGUCAAGCUGAAGCUGGAGUAUGCCAUUCUGGGCAAGCUCGUCAAGGCUGUCAAUGCACAACGCAAGGCCGCCGGAUCGUACUGCGACACAGAUCGCACAGACAAGUCCUCCAUGCCAUAAUCAUGUUCAAAGCACCGGGCCGUUAACUCUUUACGCUGGCGAUUCUUACCACUGCCUUACGGGCACCACCAGUGCUGACGCUGCACCGAAAGUCUCUUGAUAUCAAGAUGGAGAUUAAUUCAGAACCGGAUGAGUGGGGCAGGAAGAGGAAAGCAAUUAAAGGACAGUGACUAGGAGAACGGCGAUAGGACCGACGUGCUGGACACGCUGGGGAUGUGGCAGAUUUCUGAAAAGACAUGUCGAUGUGACCAGUUUUAUGCAUAACACUAGAGCUGUUAAUGAAGGCAAGAUGGAAGAAGGAAGAUGGAAGAUGGAAG